Molecule: messenger RNA, 1390 nt
Organism: Arachis duranensis
Lineage: Eukaryota; Viridiplantae; Streptophyta; Magnoliopsida; Fabales; Fabaceae
Product: alcohol dehydrogenase 2-like
Exons: 10
Coding region: 43-1320 (425 amino acids)
Biological process (GO): formaldehyde catabolic process
Cellular component (GO): cytosol
Molecular function (GO): zinc ion binding; S-(hydroxymethyl)glutathione dehydrogenase [NAD(P)+] activity
Source: RefSeq, a predicted model, not a curated record
GCUAAGUAGGCACCUUUAAUUUUAAAUAGCUUGUAAAAGAAAAUGCAUAGUCUUCAGAAGCAACGAAGUUUAUUAUUUCAGUACCUGCGUUCAUCAUCAAACAGCAACAAUAUUAUUCAUAAUUCAAAAAUGAUUCUUUCAUCUUCUUCUUCUUUAUUAUUAGCCUCUAACUUUUCUUCCACUGCAGGCAAGGUCAUUCCUUGCAAAGCUGCAGUUGCAUGGGAAGCAGGGAAGCCAUUGGUGAUUGAAGAUGUGGAGGUUGCUCCACCACAAGCCAAAGAAGUAAGGAUUAACAUCAAAUAUUCAUCACUUUGCCACACUGAUUUAUAUUUCUGGGAAUCUAAGAGCGUACCACCAAUAUUUCCACGCAUAUUAGGACACGAAGCAUCUGGGGUUGUGGAGAGUGUAGGUGAUGGUGUAUCAAAUCUCAAGCCUGGUGAUCAUGUUCUUCCACUAUUCACUGGAGAGUGUGGGGAAUGCCCAAACUGCAAGUGUGAAGAUAGCAACAUGUGUGAGGUGUUGCGAAUAAACCCAACAAGAGAGGGUAUGAUAAGUGACGGAAAAUCAAGGUUCUCUACUAUAAAAGACAAGGAACCUAUAAGUCACUUCCUUGGCACAUCCACUUUUAGCCAAUACACAGUUGUUCAUUCAGGAAGUGUUGUUAAGAUCAAUCCCACACUUCCUUUGGACAAAGCUUGUCUCCUCAGUUGUAGCAUCUCAACAGGGAUAGGAUCAAUUCUCAAUGUUGCCAAACCAAAGAAGGGGGCUUCAAUAGCAAUAUUUGGGCUUGGAACUGUUGGACUGGCUGCAGCCGAAGGUGCAAAAAUUGCUGGAGCAUCCAGGAUAAUUGGAAUUGACAAGAAUCCCAACAAACUUGAGUAUGCCAGGAAAUUUGGACUAACAGACUUCGUAAAUCCAGAAGAACAUGAAAGACCAGUUCAUGAGGUCCUCAAAGAGAUGACAAAUGGUGGAGUUGAUAGGUGCAUAGAAUGCACUGGAAACAUUAAUGCCUUAAUGUCUGCAAUGGAAGCUCUCCAUGAUGGAUGGGGUGUUGCUGUACUUGUUGGAGUGCCUAGUGGUGAUGCAGUUUUCAAGACUAAUCCCUUCAAUUUUCUUAAUGAAAAGACAAUUACAGGCACAACCUUUGGGAACUACAAGCCUAAGACUGGCCUACCAACACUAGUUGAUAUGUUCAUGAACAACAAAUUGGAGCUGGGCAAGUUUAUAACUCAUAGAGUUCCUCUUUCUGAAAUCAAUAAAGCCUUUGAUUACAUGAUCAAAGGACAAGGUCUAAGGACAAUCAUAGACAUGAACGACUAGUGUUUUUUACAACUUUAGUCCUGUUGAAAUUAAAGGAAAACUACUAUUUGAUUUUAUAUAUAUUUUUAAG